CAGGAGCAUCUCCUGUAACGUCUCUGGCACGACUUUGUAUAGAGCUCAGAAGCGCAGGUGGAACGAGCGCGCCAUGAUUCCCCGGUAUGCCAACCCGUACAAUACACACCAGUCGACCGUCCACGUCUCCCGUGCGGAGCUAGCUCACUCUGACGACGAAGAAGUCGAGCCUACAAGCGGCGGAGAGCCCCACAAGAGAAAGUUGGAGGAGCUAGAAGCAUUGCUAAAGUCAUCGCUCGGGGAAGUGCAAGACAUUGCCUCGGAUUCGAAAAGGAGGAAACGUCGGAAGGUCGAAGCACCAGCCGACAGUGAGAGUGCUCAGGCUAUCCCGUUUCGCCUCGUAUCUCGCGUCUUGCCGCCUCGGCCGGUUAUGCUUCAACCCCUGCGGCCUGACAUCCCUCAUGCUGUUAAAGAAAGGCCAUCCGAAGAUGAUCAACACGAAGCCGAACAGCGCAGGCAGCGCGCCCUAGUCGUCGCGGUCGACUUCGAACAGGUCGUCCGCGAGUCGACGAUAGCAUAUAGCUCUACUGGUAAUCGACCUGACAAAGUGAUAGAAGUACAAGCGCGAUUACCCUCUCCUGCGCCUCCAAUCAUGAUCACGGAGAGACCAAGACCCUGCCCCUUACCACCGACGCUCAGCCAUGCUACACGCUUCACAGCAUCUUUACAGGUUGUGCAAGCUGAGCUGGGGCUACUGGCGAAAGCAGCACCGGUGGUCGAGAUUGCCGCUCAAUCCCACCCUCCAGGUCGCAAAUCACGUCGCGCUAGGAGAAAGUGCGCACAACAGCCCAGACCACCUCCCUCGUUCUGGAGACCUAACAUAGAGUGGGGAGGGAAGAGCCUUGGCUACGCGAUGGGCUACGAGGGCAGCUUACCGAUCCGAGAAGGCGAAGUACGACAAUAUGCUAGAGAUACUAUGCGCAAGGCUGUAUACGCCGAUUGGGCCGGGAAAGCUGGGUGACGCGUGUAAAUAGCACCUUCUCUCUUGACCCCUGCACGUACUUUCCAAGUCAUCGCAUCCGUCGAUCAAUCCUGAGGAAUACACCUCACCAUUUUUCUUGUGUCAUGAAGGCUUGUUCCAGCCCCCGGCCCCUACCC
Messenger RNA from Gloeophyllum trabeum ATCC 11539, 1098 nucleotides. RefSeq lists its product as uncharacterized. NCBI's taxonomy places the organism in Eukaryota, Fungi, Basidiomycota, Agaricomycetes, Gloeophyllales, Gloeophyllaceae. The transcript has 6 exons. The record is from RefSeq and is a predicted model, not a curated record. The coding region runs from base 74 to 961 and encodes 295 amino acids.